Panicum virgatum (switchgrass) is the source of this 2770-nucleotide messenger RNA. Its product is annotated as pentatricopeptide repeat-containing protein At3g29230-like. Gene Ontology annotation, biological process: RNA modification. The transcript is spliced from 3 exons. Gene Ontology annotation, molecular function: protein binding; RNA binding. The record is from RefSeq and is a predicted model, not a curated record. Bases 138 to 1850 code for a protein of 570 amino acids. Lineage: Eukaryota; Viridiplantae; Streptophyta; Magnoliopsida; Poales; Poaceae.
UAAAUUUAUUAAAAAAAUAAUUUUUGUAAGUUGUUCGUGCCUAAGAAAUAUCGUUAUUUGCAAUCAUUUUAAUUUCUUUUAAAAAUUGAACCAAGAACAAUUCACAGGUACCGUACCCGCGCGCCCACAAGGCACCAAUGCGCCACAGUGCCGGCGGCGGCGGCGCGGCGCUGCCGGCGCCUUGCGGCCGUCUGCAUGCCGGCGCCCUCCCCGCGCUCGUGGCCGGCCUCGCCCGCCGCGCGACGACCCCGGCGACGGCGAGGCAGCUCCAGGUGCAGCUCCUCCUCCGGGGCCUCCCGCUCCCCGCCCGCGCCGCCGUCGCGCUCAUAGCCGCGUCCCCUUCCCCGCGCCACGCCCGCGCCGUCUUCGACAGCGCCUUCCCCGCCGCCUCCGGGAACGUCUACCUCUGGACCGCCACCAUCGCCGCCUACGCCAAGCACGCGUCGUCCUCCUCGCCGUCAGCGGCCGUGGAGGCGCUCGCGCUGUUCCGGCUCAUGCUCCGGCGCGGCGACCCGCGCCCGAACGCCUUCACGGCGAGCUCCGUGGUCAGGUGCUGCUCGGCACUGCGUGCCGUCCUGGAAGGGCUCCAGGUGCACGGGUUCUUGGGGAAGGCCGGGCUGGGACGCUCCGCGCACGUGGGCGCCGCGUUGGUUGACAUGUACGGUAACCUUGGUCAGGUGGCGGAUGCGAGGAGGGUGUUCGACGAAAUUCCUGCGAAGAACGUGGUGGUGGGGAACACCAUGGUAGCGUGCUACGUCAGGGCUGGGGACGUGGCGGCUGCUCGGGAGGUGUUCGACGGGAUGGCAGAGAGGGAGCCGAUCUCUUGGAACACGAUGAUGACGGGGUACCUGUGGCAGGGGGAGGCUGGUGUCACGAGGGAGUUGUUUGAAGAGAUGCCGGAGAGGAGUGUGAAUAGCUGGAACAUGAUGAUUUCUGCUUGCUCGGAGGAGGGGUUGUGGGUUGAUGCAGUCCGGGUGUUCAAUCGGAUGCGUCAUGCAGGGUUCCAACCUGAUGCUGCGACUAUGGCUGUGCUGAUGUCCGCUUGUGCGCAGCUUGGUUCUUUGUCAGUUGCAAGACAGGUUCAUGGGUUUUUGAAAAAAGGCUACGUCGAGAUGAACUGCCACGUGCUGAAUUCGUUGGUUGACAUGUAUGCCAAAUGCGGUAGUGUCAGCCAGGCUCAUUUGCUGUUUGUCGAGACACAACUGAAGGAUACAGUGUCUUACAAUGUGAUGAUCACUGCUCUUGGGCACCAUGGACAUGUCAGAGAGGCACUUCAGCUCUUCAAUGAGAUGGUUUUGGAAGGGUUACAUCCAGAUUCCGUUACUUUUCUUGGCGUCUUAUCAGCUUGUGCUCAUGCCGGACUUGUUCACGACGGAAAGCACUACUUUGAGUCCAUGAGGACAAAUUAUGCAAUUGAGCAAUCCCUGGAUCACUAUGCUUGCAUGGUGGAUCUAUAUGGCCGAGCUGGGCUCAUUGAAGAAGCAUACUUCUUAGUGCAGACAAUGCCAAUGAAACCACAUGCAGGAGUCUGGGGAGCCUUGCUCAAUGCAUGUAGAAAACAUUGCCAAGUAGAAGUUGGUAAGAUCGCAGCGAGAGAACUCAUUACAAUUGAACCAAGGAAUCCUGGAACUUAUAUACUCCUCGCGAACACAUUGGCUCGUGGUCAGCAAUGGGACUUUGUUGAAACUGUGAGGCAAUCGAUGAGAGGGAAGGGUAUUGACAAAACGGCAGGGUGCAGCUGGGUUGAAGUGGACAGUGUUGUUCAUGAGUUCUUGAUGAGGGACUUGAGCCACCCUAAUUCUGAUAAGAUUUACAGUAUCCUUGAGCAUCUGUAUCUUCAACCGGCUUAAAGUUUAUGUUGCUUUUGAGGGUGAUAUCAAGGACGAUUUCAUGUCACAAUGACUGAAUACACAGCGAUGUGUACAUGAAAGAUGUACUGUUCAGAAUCCAUGACGCAAAAGGACAUAACCCCAGUCAAGGAUUCCAUUAAUUCUUAACUGCUCUCACACGGAUGAAGCUUGUUGAAUCUCUAGUAGAGAUGACAUGAAGAGCCGUGGAUCUUUGCUUAAGACAGGAUUAAUGCAGUACUUAAAAUUUAUGAUUUGGUCUUGACACAACUAUGGAGAAGCUAUAUAGAAGAAAAAUUGGCAAAAGAAACAUGAUUUGUUGCUUGAGUUCAGUUUCCUGAGGCUGGACAUGUUCAGACUUCAGAGUUUUCUGGAACUUGUGGCAUUCAAGGGGGAGAUGCAGCAUAGAAAUCCGAGUUUGGCAUCAGCUCUACCUCCUCUGACAUGAUCGGCAUAAGUGGCAUGGACUAGGCAGUUUGAGUAUCUUAGUGACAGCUUCUCCAAUCCACUCCGAAACUCUGUCCAAGAAACAUACAUAAUGAUCACGAUCCGUUGGUCCUGUACUCCUGUGUCUGCAGAGCAGAGGGACAUGGAGGCUUCCAGCAUCAAGGAUAGGCGCAAUGAUGGUGCUUGGCGAACCUUGGUAGCACUAGACAGUACGGGUUCAGGGAUUCGCAAUUUAAGGUAAUUUGAGGUUCCAAUAAGCUAUCAUUGACCACGGUUCGGCUUGUCUUAUUUCGGCUUAUUCUCUCUCACAAAAUAUCACGACGUUUGUUGUUCUUCUUCGUCCUCAUGGCAUUUAUCAUUUUUUCGUAAGACUGAAUUGGUGAGGGGCCCUGUGGAUGGUUCAGUUUGACUGUGCACGAGUGCAUCCAUGUACGGAUCGGAUGAUAAAAAUUUAAAAACAGAUUGUGUAUUGUGCA